Molecule: messenger RNA, 1058 nt
Organism: Zingiber officinale
Lineage: Eukaryota; Viridiplantae; Streptophyta; Magnoliopsida; Zingiberales; Zingiberaceae
Exons: 3
Coding region: 29-514 (161 amino acids)
Source: RefSeq, a predicted model, not a curated record
GGUAAAAUUAAAAACUAGUGGUCGCAACAUGCAAAUGUGCCAAAUCUUAUUGCGCUUUACCAUUUCCAGUCUCCGGUUCCUCCUCGUCGGCACUCGGCGCCGAGGUCGGCAAACGAGCGCGAUGAAGAUACUCCGCGACGCGUGCGCCAAAGAGGGAGUCUUGUUGCUCUGCUGCUCCGACGAGGACGUCCUCUGCGGCGCCUACCACCGGCGGGGUUCCACCACGCGAAUAAGGUCGCCGGCGGACUUCGCCGCUUCCCCCUCUCCGCCCAGUUCCACCCGCUCUGCGGCGUCUGCUAUGAGAGGUGAGGGUUCUCGCUCUGAUAAGAGGACCAGGCGAUUCUUUGCAAUGAAUGCGAUGCUUCCAUCCACGGUGCGCAUGAGGCACAUUAGGUUCAUCCUCGCCGGCGUCCGGCCUUCCGCCGCGCCCCGUGUCGAUGAGCAAACAAAACAAGGCCUUGCUUGCAGACGCCUCCUCCCUCACCGCUUCCACUCGUUGCAGCACCACCGGUAGCCGCGCCGCCCCAGCCAUGCUUGAUUUCGCAAUGGGAAUAAGAUUGCUUCCAUUCCCGGAGCCGGCGCGGGAGCCGCAGGUGCCCCAGUUUACUCCGCCAGUCUGUGCCUCCCGGCCAACGCCUCCACUACCGACGCCGCCGCACACUUCCUGCCUUGGCAACCGAGCAAGGAGGAAGCGCAGUAGCCGUGGAGCAAGGACGUGCUUAUGCCGCCACAAAUCUCCCCUUAAGAGGCCAAGACAGUCAGUCGCCUUGGCCGGCGUUCUGGAGCACCAAUUAGAAAGCUUCUGCCAUGGCGAGAGCUUGUUUCGGUUGAUGCCUUCACAGAAACUUGACCGAUUCAAAUCUUCCCACCUUUCUUAUCGAUAUCAAAGAAGUGAAACAAACUUCGCAAUGAUCAAAACCAAUUCAUCAACUGUGAACACAAACGAAAAGGAGGAGAUAGAUCGAUUUCCCUGAAGACUUUGAAAAUUGACCAAUCCGACGAACACAUCUAGAAACAAUACGCGAGCAUGAUAGCUACCCUUGCGCGCACCGCCCUAU